GACUUUCGUCCGCCUUGGGCCGAAGCUGCUGCCGGCUUGGAAGCCGCCAUGAAGUUUCGCGCCAAGAUCGUGGACCUGGCUUGUCUGAAUCACUUCACACGUGAGCUGGCAGGGCUGCGGGGAGCGAGCGGAGAGUGCGGCUGCAGCCCUGAGUCAGUAACAUGAUAGCCAAGCUUGCCAAAACCUGCACCCUCCGCAUCAGCCCGGAGAAGCUGAACUUCAUCCUUUCGGACAAGCUGGCCAGUGGUGGGGUGAGCAUGUGGUGUGAGCUGGAGCAGGAGAACAUUUUUAGUGAAUUUCAAAUGGAAGGAGUCUCCGCAGAAAACAAUGAGAUUUAUUUAGAAUUAACGUCAGAAAACUUAUCCCGAGCCUUGAAGACUGCCCAGAACGCCAGAGCCUUGAAAAUCAAGCUGACUAACAAACACUUUCCCUGUCUUACCGUGUCUGUAGAGCUGCAGUUGUCGUCAUCGAGCAGCAGUAGAAUCGUGACACAUGAUAUCCCCAUAAAGGUUAUUCCUCGAAGAUUGUGGAAGGACUUACAAGAGCCGUCUGUCCCAGACUCUGAUGUCAGUAUUUAUUUACCAGCCUUGAAGACUAUGAAGAGUGUUGUGGAAAAAAUGAGAAACAUCAGCAAUCAACUUGUUAUUGAAGCGAACCUGAACGGAGAACUGAACCUAAAGAUAGAAACUGAGUUAGUAUGUGUGACAACUCAUUUUAAGGAUCUUGGAAACCCUGUAUUACCCUCUGAGAGCGUCUCUCAAAACAGACACCCAGAAGACAUGGCCCGGGUGCACAUCGACAUAAGGAAGCUCCUCCAGUUCCUUGCAGGACAGCAAGUGACUCCCACCAAGGCUGUGUGCAACAUUGUGAGUAACAGAAUUGUUCAUUUUGACUUGCUUCUGGAAGACAUCUCCCUUCAGUAUUUCAUCCCAGCCUUGUCCUAGCACAGUCUCACCAGACCUGGGAGCGCAGAGACGUUGGCCGUGAUGAGAGAAGCACUGGAUGAUGUGGUCAGUCAGCUGCCUGUCCUCACAGCACCACAGACUUGUACUGGUGGGCUCGUUUCUCCCCCUAUGUUGCUUAAAGGACAAGUGGAAUGAAUGAAGUACAACUGGAUAAUCAUUCCUUCAUAGUGCUCAAAUCCACCACCUGUGCCUCAUCCUGGGUUUAAGACAUUAAGAAGAAAAGGUGGAAUUGAUUUUUUAUAGGCUCUUUUGUUGUUUUUGUUUUCCUUGGGUGCUUGAGAUGAGACCAGGGCCUUAUGUGUGCUAAGCACAUGCUCUGCCCCUGAGUUGCUCCCAGCCCUGUCUAAAAUUUCCGUAGCAGUUUGUCACGGAAGUUACCGAAACCAUCAUCCCCAGAGAACUGGUGUUGCAGUCAGAAUGCGCAGGAGUACUCCCCAGCUAGUUGCUCGGUCAGUCCCCGGUAAGGCGUAGCUGUCUGCUUUCCGAUGUGAGUGUGCGCUUCCUUCCCACCCCACCCGUCUGGGAGCUCAGGGCAAACUGGACAGCCCCUCCGUCCCCAGCAGCAUGCCUGGUUUCUCACCACACUGUGAGUGUACAGCUGCAGCAUGUGGAGCCUUGCCCAACUUCCUGAAGAGUCAAGUUCAUUCCUUUCUCGAGCCUGGGGAACCUGCAGAGUCUCAGAGCCUGGAGACACUGGGAACCCGAGAGCCCGAAAGGCCCAACCAACCCAGGUCCCAUCUUGAACUGGUCCUUCUGUGUACUUUCUGCCUGAGCCCACUUUGGUUUUGGGUUAUAACUUAUUUUAUGUUUUUGUAGUGCUCAGGAUCAAACCUAGGACUGGGUACAUGCUAGGCAAGCACUCCUCUAUGCCAAACUAUAUCCCCAGUCAUUUAAAUUGUAAUUUUGCAUAAUUCUUCCACAGUAUCAGAUCUACCAUUCUAUAAAGCACAUUGUUUUGCAUAAAGCACUUGAAGCUUGGCCAUGAUGGGCAAAGCUGUGUUCUGUUCCUUAUUGGAGCUGGCUCACCUGAGGGUGUGCUUUCUCCAAAAACACCCUAGCAGGCUUCCUGUUUUGACUAGGUGUCGGGUGUCCCAUGAGGUGGCAUCAGAAACUGUUUUUUCACGUCAGAGUCAAAGCUUAAGUUGCUUAGGAUGAGAUGUUUUAAAAGGGGAGGGGGGGAUAAAACAAAUUAGAGCAUUUCUUUUUGGGCUUUUCCAUAUUAUUUAGGGAAAGUACUGUCCCUCAAGCGCUGCUGGGAUUCUUUUUUGCCAUUUCAGUUUUGAUUAGACAGGUUCUCAUGCAGUAAAGCUGGCCUUGAAUGAGUUGUAGCUAAUAUUGGCCUUGAACUCCUGAGCCUCCCCCACGGAAGUGUUGAGAUGACAGAUGUGAGCCGCCAUGCCUCUGGCUCUUCUGAUAUUUAAUAAGAUAUAUUCGGUUAAACUAACAUUUUAGAAUUAGGGAUUCUUUAAUUGUUAAAGCGUUUCUCUCUCCUUUGGCUUGUAAUGAAAGGCAGUCCAGAUGCCGUGAUAAAGCCUCAAAAUCAUGAUGCAAAUGAAAUUUCAGGACGUUCCCUAUGAAACUUGUUUCUCUGUCUGUGCCUCACUAGUCACUGACGUCACCGCCGUGCCACGUUCUGAUGGCGAUGACGUUACAGUAACGUAACACGAGGGAGAAGAAGCCUUCCUCGGCAAUCGAGAGGCUGUGGUCUUUCUGGUUCUUGUCACAACUUUCUGCGUAGUGUUCAUAGGUUGUAUCUCACAGCUGUAGUUAAGGGAGGGAGCUCGGAGUGGGGUUAUGGGAGCUCGGAGCUGCUUUGUGGAACCCCAUCCUGAGGUGAGACUGUCGAGAGCAGAGAAAUUUUGCCGUAGGAGCAUGGGGUCUGAGGCUUGGAGGUGCAUUUUUACUUACUUACUCUGGUGGCCUAAGACUUGGAGGCUUGAAGAGUACUUCCCUGAAUGUUGGAACCAGUAAGCUACCCCCUGACGUUGCCUGCCAGGCCUCAGAACCCACAUCCCUGGUCGCCAUGUCUUGAACUGAGAUUCAAGACUGUCCUGAGACAGGUCAGGGGUGAAGAAUUCUCAGUGCGGCCACUUGUGCCAGUGUCCGAGCAGCCGUGUUUCCCUGUGGCACUCCCGUGGUCCAGCAGGGACCUUCCUGCCCAUCAGGUCUCCAGACUGUGUUCUGCCCUGCAUCCUGCCCCAAAGAAACCUGCUCUUGGAAGCCUGAAAAGCCUUCAGCAUUAGUCUUGGGGCAAGAAUACUGGUUCUUUCACCAGAUGCAGUGGCCAAUGACUUUUUGGUAAAUGUCAGCCAAUGUCAUCCAUUGUUUUUAAGAAAUAUUUCUGUAUUUUUUUAUUUUAAAGAUUUCAUUGAGACAUCAAAGUGCACAAUCUAGAGGGUUUUUUUUUCAGACAUUUCAGUCAUGCAGUCAUUCCCCACCUUUCACUCUGCCUUCCCUCCUGAGCAACUGAUUAGUUGCUCUCUGUUGCUAUGCUUGCUUGUCUGGACAGCUCUGGAAACUCCUCCCCAGACACCCAGGCCUCUGGUAACCACCAUCCUUUACUACUGAUGUGAGGGCCUGAUAGGAGGUUCUUGACCCUUGUAGUUCUGUAUCAGUGUCUGCAUUCUUACCUCAGCCUUCACAGCAUGGCUUUCGCUCAUGGCCAUCCUUGUAUAGUGAGUCUGUCUGGAAAUUCUGUAUGCCUGCAUGCAUUGCAACCAUUGCAAAGCUUGAUGGCAUUACCAUUUCUCCAAGGGUGGGCUCCCAACAUUCACACUUUGAUUGCAGUGAGGCUCAUCCCGUUUUUUCAUUCCAAUGGCCCUGCUAGGCUAGCUCUGCUCUGCUCACACUGUCCCAUGAGAAGAGACCAGACCCAAGUAGGUCUGCUACAAAGUCUCAGAAUGUGAGGGAGCCAAAUGCCCAGCUCCCAACUGUUUGUUCCACUGUAGAAUCAAAGAGGAUUUCUCCAUGUGUGGUCCUGUGUGCUUGGUAGAGCAGCCUCAUAGUUACCCUGUCUGUCUCUCGUGCUUUUGCAUUUCUCUGGGGCCCAAUGGGUACCACAGCCUCACUCUGGAGUUAGGGGAAUUCAGGGUGGUCAUCUUGCUAUUGGAGAGUUACUAGUUGGAAUUAUGUGGGGACUUGGAGAAGUCAUAGAUUUCUACUCUGCCAUUUUGCUAAUGCCACACUCCAGUUCUGUGCUUUUGUGUGGAUUCUGAUGGAGAAUCUAAAAGGGAGAUUGAGCUUGUGGAUUUUUCUCUAAGAUCAGUCUUCAGCUAGGAGAUGAUAAAUUAGGAUCACUUGGACAUUGGUGGUAGCAGUUGGGGGGCGGAGUAUUAGUACCACUUCCUGGUAUUCAAUUUGCUAUUUACUGUCUGUGGGAAAUUUGGAAACUGCUCCCUUUGAUGUACUACUUAUGCUUGUAAGACUUCUUCUACAGGUUAUAGUCAAAGCUUAGUACUGUUUUUUUUUUUUUUUUUUCCGAGACAGGGUUUCUCUGUGUAGCUUUGCGUCUUUCCUGGAUCUCGCUCUGUAGACUAGGCUGGCCUCGAACUCACAAAAAUCCGCCUGCCUCUGCCUCAAGGAUUUCUUAAUGUGAAUGAAUAGGGAAUUGGUAGAUGAUCAGUGCUGUGAUACAGCAUCAUUUCCUAAUGCUACAGGACAAGUACUGUGUGGACCGUAACAAAACCAGUGGUAUGUUGGUGUUCAAUGUGACAAAGACGACCAGGAAGCAUGUGUCUAAACCCAGCUAGCUCUGGGUGGUUUUUAUUUCAAUCUUUGUACAUUUGUGUAUUUUCUAACAAUUUCAUAACCAACUUUGUAAUGAAAAUAUUUUGUAGAAUUAAAUAAAUAUGUAUUAUUUGA
Molecule: messenger RNA, 4826 nt
Organism: Peromyscus californicus insignis
Lineage: Eukaryota; Metazoa; Chordata; Mammalia; Rodentia; Cricetidae
Gene: Hus1
Product: HUS1 checkpoint clamp component
Exons: 8
Coding region: 162-944 (260 amino acids)
Biological process (GO): meiotic DNA integrity checkpoint signaling; nucleotide-excision repair; mitotic intra-S DNA damage checkpoint signaling
Cellular component (GO): checkpoint clamp complex; nucleolus; site of double-strand break
Source: RefSeq, a predicted model, not a curated record